Messenger RNA from Aspergillus pseudoviridinutans, 1293 nucleotides. Its product is annotated as rRNA-binding ribosome biosynthesis protein RPF1. Lineage: Eukaryota; Fungi; Ascomycota; Eurotiomycetes; Eurotiales; Aspergillaceae. Gene Ontology annotation, cellular component: preribosome, large subunit precursor; nucleolus. The coding region runs from base 1 to 1293 and encodes 430 amino acids. The transcript has a single exon. Gene Ontology annotation, molecular function: rRNA primary transcript binding. Gene Ontology annotation, biological process: maturation of 5.8S rRNA; maturation of LSU-rRNA. The record is from RefSeq and is a predicted model, not a curated record.
AUGGGUUCCAAAAAGUCGCAAUCGAAGCCUCCCCCGAGCGCUGCUCUGGAUUUUAAGCCCGCGAACAAAUUAAGGCGUCAAAUGCUUCAUGUCAAGCGCAAGCGGGCCAAGGACUCUGAGCGACGAGCAGAACGUUUUGGAAGAAAAAAGGAAGAAGCCAAAAACCCGAAAUUGAAAGAGGAGCGUCUCAAACGGAAUAUUCCGCUGACUCUGGAUCGGAAACGUGUCUGGGAUGAGGCCGAUAGUGACGUUGAAGAUGCGCUGGGCGUCAGUGUUGAUGUCGAGCGCAUAAAGCGACAGAAGAAAGAGGAGGAGGACGAACUUAAUCGACCAUUGGAAGAUAGUGAGUCGGGGUCGGAUGAAUCCGAGGAUGAUGUCGACAGUAUGCUAGCCACCAGCGACGAGGAAGAGGACGGCGACGAAGAAGGCGGAGAUGGGAAGGCUAAGAAGGCUGAUACUCGGGGACGUAAAAAGUCCUCCCUUCCAUCUGCUACAGAACGAGCAACCAGUCCGAGCCAGUCGACUCGGAGUGCGAACCUCAACCUAGCGCCAGAGGCUCUCGCCGCUAAAUUUCCGACAUUGUUUACUUCAGAGCCUCCUCCGACACCCAAGAUCCUCAUCACCACCUCGCUCAACUCUACCCUCCAUGACGAGGCCAAAUCCCUUACCAAUCUGUUUCCUAACAGCGUUUAUAUCCGUCGUACAGCCCAUCGCUACUCCCACAAGUUCUCCAUCCGAGAAAUUGCUUCCUUCGCAUCGAAUCGGAACUAUACCGCCGUCGUGGUUCUCCAGGAGGAUCAGAAACGACCCUCCGGUCUGACGAUUGUCCACCUACCUCACGGACCCACUUUUCAUUUCACUAUCAGCAGAUGGAUAGAAGGCAAAAAGCUUCCGGGACAUGGAAAUGCCACCGAGCACUGGCCGGAACUGAUCCUCAACAACUUCCGUACUCCUCUGGGUCUCCUUACAGCCCAUCUCUUUCGGACUAUGUUCCCACCACAACCGGACCUGGAAGGACGUCAAGUCGUCACGAUUCACAACCAAAGAGACUAUCUAUUUCUCCGGCGUCAUCGUUAUGUGUUCCGCGAGAAGCGCGAGACCGAGAAGAGUGUCGUUGGCACAGACGGCAAGGAGAUUAAGGGCGUGGAAGGCAUUCGCGCCGGUCUCCAAGAGCUUGGCCCUGCGAUCAACUUCAAGCUGCGGCGAGUUGACAAGGGAAUCCAACGUGCUAGCGGACAGGAGUGGGAGUGGAAGGGAGGCAUGGAGAAACAGCGUACCAAGUUCCAGCUGUAG